AUGGAAUCGAACAGCAGCAAUCGAGGUUCGACGGGGGCCUUGUCGAGUACUACCGGGGGCAGCACUUCAGCCGGCAUGCACCACUCUCUCUCGACGCCAGCAGGCGUAGAUUGCGGCGGCAGCCGGACGCCGCCAGCGACGCCCAAAAAGGGUGGCAAGAUGCUGGCUAUCAGAGUGCAGAUGCUGGACGAUACCGUGACCAUUUUUCAAGUGCAAGCGAAAGCAGUUGGACGAGUAUUAUUCGAACAAGUCUGUAAGCAGUUGCACUUAUUAGAAGCCGAUUACUUUGGUCUAGAAUACUCAGAUGAUCAUGGAACGAAGUAUUGGUUGGACCUCCAGAAACCCAUCUCCCGCCAGCUGGGCUUGUCGCUGGUCGACCCCCUCCUCUACUUCUGCGUCAAGUUCUACACCCCCGAUCCCGCUCAACUGGAAGAAGAAUACACCCGAUACCUGUUCUGUCUUCAAGUGAAAAGGGACUUGUCUCAGGGAAGCAUGCAGUGUAACGAGAACACCGCAGCCCUUAUGGCCAGCUACAUCGUUCAAGCCGAAUGCGGAGACUACGUUGCCGAAGAUUAUCCCGACCACACUUACCUUUCCAGUUACAAGUUCGUGCCCCAACAGGACCACGAAAUGGAGAGGAAGAUCAUGGAGAAUCACAAAAAACAUGCGGGCCAGUCGCCUGCCGAAGCGGACCUAAACCUAUUAGAAACAGCGCGCCGAUGCGAAUUAUACGGAGUUAAAAUGCACCCUGCCAAAGACCACGAAAACGUACCGUUGAAUCUGGCCGUAGCUCAUAUGGGUAUCAUAGUUUUUCAAAAUUAUACCAAAAUCAACACGUUUUCCUGGGCGAAAAUUAGGAAAAUAUCCUUCAAACGGAAACGAUUUCUCGUCAAACUUCACCCUGAGGGAUACGGCUAUUAUAAAGACACCGUCGAAUUUUUCUUCGAGGGUAGAAACGAAUGUAAAAAUUUUUGGAAAAAGUGCGUGGAAAAUCACGGGUUUUUCCGAUGUUCUUCAGUCAAACAUGUUUCACGACACAAAACAAGAGUACUAUCGAGAGGUAGUUCGUUUAGGUAUAGCGGUAAAACCCAGAAACAAAUAAUCGAAUUCGUGCGAGACAACUACGUCAAACGUCAAACAUUCCAAAGGUCGCAAUCAUUUCGGCAUUCUAGCGCGCACUCAAGCGCCUCCAACAUGCAUUCACAUUCGACAACUGUCGGGAACAGCAUUUCCGCGCAUCCUCUGUUACCUCUCGCUGACACCAACCUGAGCGACGAUAGCAAGAAGGAACUCCUCGAAAAAACCAAAGCCGAAGAUGCUAAAAUACGCGACAACAACAACUUCUACACUUCCACUCCGCUCAGGUCAGCUAACGGCAACGUUUCGGAACUUUCGUUGGCAGCUUCAAAUGGCAACUACAGUACCACCAAUACUCUUAAUAGCGACGAUAGUCCUUCUAAGGUUUUAGCUAAAGAACAGCUGAUGAACAGUAUCAACGCAAAUACGAUGGUAAAUGCUCAAUCAAAUCUUUCAAAAAUUGUGUUCAUUUCAGGCAACUCAACCAAUACGACAACGAUCAUCGCUGAAAUUGAAGGAGAAACAAAGAAGAAGUCGAAGCAUGUCGUUGACAAGACCUAUUACAUUGCAAAAGAGAUUUUAAUGACAGAACUGACUUACAAAAAAGAUUUGGAUGUAAUCAAUGUUUGGUUCAGGGAUGAAGUAGGAAAAGAAGAGCCUGAAGAAUGCCAAAUCCUCUUGUCACUAAUAGCGCCUUUGGCCCAGGCGCAUGGUCUCCUGGUGAAAGAUCUAGAGAAGAGGCUAAAGAGUUGGGACAUCAAAGGAGGUCCGAGGGCGGUACCAAUGGCGGAAAAAGUCGCUGAUGUCCUUCUGGCACAUCUUCCACCUCUCUUGCCGAUUUAUGAAGAGUACCUCGACGGCCACAUGCUAGUCCUAGAACGUCUCGAUACAGCUUUCAAACAAAACAACCGCUUCGAGCAGCUCUACCGCGACUUCGAAACUCAAAAAGUCUGUUAUCUUCCGCUCACGACGUUCGUUCUGAAACCUCUCCACAGGCUGCUUCAAUAUCAGUCGCUCUUGAAACGGCUUCUGAAUUACUAUGACGAAAACCACCCAGACAGAACGGACUGCAGAACCGCCAUAGACACGUUGAAAGACUUAAUGCAGCCAGUUUCGGAAACUCUGGAACAAUCCAAGAACCUCGCCACGUUGUGCGAGUUGCAAAGAGAUAUUGUCGGCUUCGACAAUCUGGUUCAACCUGGAAGAACGUUCAUCAGGCACGGGUGUCUCUUGAAGCAUUCGCGAAAGGGCUAUCAACAAAGAAUGUUCUUUUUGUUCUCCGAUAUUUUAUUGUAUACAUCACGAUCGCAAGCCACUCUACAGUUUAAAGUCCACGGACACAUGCCCCUUAGGGGUGUAUUGAUUGAAGAACCCGACGGCGAUUUGAUGUUUAACGGUUUGAUCAUUUAUGGCGGCAAUAGAGCACUAACUGUAGCUGCUAAUUCGUUGGAAGAGAAGGAGAAAUGGAAGAACGACCUUCAACGCGCGAUACAGAUGGCCAGAGAUAAAUCCGAUACAAAAAUUACAUAUUUGAGUCUUAAAAGUUGUAGUUCUUCGGACGAACACAUAGAUCAGGUUGGCAACAAUGACGUUGGCACUCAGACUAAACCGCAGGCACAGAGAAGCAACACCACUGUACACGUGUGCUGGCAUAGGAGCACCAGUAUUAGCAUGAAAGACGAGUUAUUGGCUGUGGAGAAUCAACUCUCUGGCUAUCUUUUAAGAAAAUUUAAAAGCAGCAACGGUUGGCAGAAACUCUGGGUGGUAUUCACGUCUUUCUGUCUGUUCUUCUACAAAGGUUGCAUCGACGAUUUUCCCCUAGCGUCGCUACCCUUACUGGGGUACACUGUCAGCCCCCCUUUGCGAGAAGACAUGAUCUCGAAGGACUACGUAUUCAAGCUGCAAUAUAAAAAUCACGUCUAUUUCUUCAGGGCGGAAUCCGAGUACACGUACAACAGAUGGAUGGAGGUGAUUGGUAGCGCCACUCAAAUCAGGAAGAGGAAGGCGGCAGUGGUAAACGAAAACCAAAUUGAAACUUCUUCGGAGAAGUAG
Molecule: messenger RNA, 3129 nt
Organism: Diabrotica balteata
Lineage: Eukaryota; Metazoa; Arthropoda; Insecta; Coleoptera; Chrysomelidae
Source: the annotation of a GenBank genome assembly